AUGCUUAAAUUAGAUUCAAAUGAUGAUGAUGAUGAAGUCGAGAUAAUGAAAAGUAAAAGCAAAUUAUCCAACAUAUUUGAUGAUGAUGGUGAUAAUAAUUUGAUUGAGGAUUCAAAAUCUCGUUUAUUUUACAAACCAAAACAAAAUAAAAAAACCGAAGAAAAAUCAUCUCGGAGAUCGUCAUCUGCUUCAAAUUCUUCUGGAUCGAAAUUGACUGUUCUUAUUGCGUUUGCCGUCGAUGUUUAUAAAUUUGAAAAUUCACAAUAUUCUUAUGUAGGAAAAUUUGGACUUGCAUUGUGCGGUAAUGAGCAAGAAUCUUUAUAUCGAAUUAUUUUAUAUACGGCCAAAAAUCAGCCGAUCUGUUCGGCUACAAUAUCGGAAAAUUUUCCCUUUCUUUGUCAGCAAAAAAAUUAUUGCCUUAUUCAGGAUGACCAACGACAAAAAUGGUCCAUAUUGUUUAGCAGUCAUUCCGACGUAUGUCAAUUUUGUCGCCAUCUUGCUCAUUGUUUGUUUUCCGUUCGAUUCAUAAAACAUAGUGAUAAUGGUGACAUUUCAGUUAAACAACCAUUAGGUUUUCAUGAACAACUCAAUGAUGAUUGGAGUAAAAAAUACGAAUUGAUGAAUACUUUGAUCUGUUUUCGGUUAGAAAUUACUGCGUUCGAACAGAAUUAUUCCUUGCAUUCUAAUCUUCGAGGCUCUGCCAUUUGGCUUGAAGAAUCUGUACAUCGAUGUGCAUUAAAAGAUGAUAACCGGCAAUUAUUCAAAUGGAUUUGUAAGAAUCCUGGUGAUCGUUAUUACCUUGUCAUACCAUACUCACAAUUUGAUCAUUAUCGAAAAAUCAUUCCGAUUGAAAAGCUUGACAAAUUUGUUAAACAAAAACAAGAUAAAAUCUGGAAAAUAGCCAUAGAAAUCGAAAUGGUCGGUUUUGAAGCAGUUGAACCAACAAAUCUAGAAUCUAGUCAUCAAUCAUCAUCCGAAACUCUUGAAACAAAAGAUAAGAGUAUAGAUUUAGCAACGAAAAUGUCACGAAUCGGAGCUAUGCCAAUCUUUCCAUUAAUCCAACAAAUUCAAAACACUGCAGAUAUUCAACGUUCAACAACCAGAAAUGAAAUUGAAGAAAUUCACAAUGAUGAUCAACAGCUUCGAGAUGAUAAUCCAAAUAGAUCAUCGGUUAAUUCUUUAGAUUAUUUUCAAAAUUUUUUACAAACUAAAUUUGAUUUGAUUACAAAAAAUUUCGAAGAUUUAAAGCAUCAAAUCGACAUUAGUAAAAAAUCGAACGAUAACAAUAUUUUACAACAUACCAAUCUUACACUAGAUUCGGCCCUUCUAAUGAAUUCAAUACAGAAAAUUAUUGAUGAAAAUCAUAAACUCAAAUCAGAAAUUGAAGAAAAAAAAUUGGAAACAACUCGUGUGCAACAGAAACUAUUUCAAAUGAUUGAUCGUGGCGAUACCGGUUGUUUAUCUCCACCGAAUGCUGAAUUAAUUUUAAAAUUAAAAGAAGAGAUAGUCGAUCUUAAAGAUCGAAUCCAAAGACUCAAAGAGGAAAACUACCGGUCAAUGCAAAUAAAUUAUCCAGCACCUAGACCACGAGCUCGUAAUCAAAUGAAACAAAUAUUUCAUGAUAUUCGUGAACGAUUCAAUCUUCAUCCUAAGCUGGAAUCUUUAUCGGAACAAAAUCGACAACUAGUUGAUGAUGUUCUUGCCGAAGUGUUGACAAUGCAGAUUGAAUCCAGUGAUUCAUUUACUAUCCAUAAUAAUGUUUCUCAUAAUAAUCAUGAUGACGAGCAUGAACAGCUGAAACAAGAACCAACUAUUUAAAUUGAUAGGCAAUUUUUAAUCAAAAGAAUAACUCGUCGAAUUUGAAAUGUGAUUGUAUUCAUCUGUUUUGUAUGUUCUCAUAUGAAUUUUAAAUUGAAAAAAUAAGAAAAUUCAAAAAAAAAUCAAUAAAAAACCACUUUUUUAGUUCA
Dermatophagoides farinae (American house dust mite) is the source of this 1967-nucleotide messenger RNA. RefSeq lists its product as uncharacterized. Lineage: Eukaryota; Metazoa; Arthropoda; Arachnida; Sarcoptiformes; Pyroglyphidae. The record is from RefSeq and is a predicted model, not a curated record.